GGGCCCAUCGCGUCCGGCAUGGAGAAAGGUCCACGGACUCGGUUCUAGGCCGAGAGCAAUAAUUAAUUUCCUGGGCCUGAAGAAAGUGAUGCAGCCAUGGCGAUGGCGAAUAUUGGGAGCUCUCGCACACUGUUUUCGCACACUCUGCAGCCGUUACAUGGAUCGUUGUCGUGGUGUGACGUCUCGGACAGCUAGCAGGGCUUUGGCUGCAGCUGGGCUCGGCAGCAUUGUGAUGCCGGCUCAGAUCGAAGCCCUCUGAUUAAAGAAAGACGAUCGACAGGCAUGAACCUUAUCGAGCCUAAUUGCCCUGGCUUGGCCUCGAGUCCUCGGACUCGGCCUCCUCAAAAGACUCGACCGUGCUGUGCCUCUGGCUGCAUCGUCUCUUCUGUUUCCCUCCAUCCAUCCGUGUCUUGCCUGACUCCGGAGUCUCGACACAAGCCCCGAGGAUUGCAGCACAAUGCCAUCUCCCUCCGGCUUCCAUUGCCACCCACACGUUCUCGGAUUUCAUAUUUAUCUCUCCCUCUGUUCUCCGAUAGAGGAACAGGCGGACAACAUGGCGACGCCCUUGGACCUCGGACCUUGGACAGGCUGCCGCUAAUCUGGAAGCGGCGGAGCUCGGCUCCAUGGAACCAUGAAAGCUGGAAUCUGAUCCAAAGGUGCCAUCUGCACGGCCCAGAGCUGAGCGCCCCACGAGUGUAGUACAUGUUACCCUUUAGAGAAAACUUUUAGCGAGCUCCUUGAGCUGCUGCUGCUGGCGGCAUUACAUUGAGACUAGUAUGAGGAAUUUUGGCACCCGAAAUUGCGGGACGAGUGGGCUAUGUAUAAGAUCGGGUAUCAUCAGCGUCGAGCCAUCGCUGUGUUUUGAAGUAGAUCAAGCAAGCAGGCAGGAAGGCAGGCAGUUAGGGAGAAAUGAAGGGAGGGAUUAGGCAGGGAAUUUGGUGCUGUUUGAGUAGGUUCUGCUGUUUGUGUGUUCUAGCUCGGUCUCGUUCUUCGAGGUCAAUCCCCUUUUAAAAAUGACACUUGGGAUCCUCAGAAGGUUUUCGUAAUUUGAGCAAUGCCUGGCGCUGGAAAUUUCCCAACCACAAGACAUGAAAUGGAUUUUCCACAUUUUCUGUUAUGUCUGCAAUGAAUCAAC
Molecule: messenger RNA, 1135 nt
Organism: Marchantia polymorpha subsp. ruderalis
Lineage: Eukaryota; Viridiplantae; Streptophyta; Marchantiopsida; Marchantiales; Marchantiaceae
Source: the annotation of a GenBank genome assembly